AUGGAUGAUGAUUCGGAUUGUUCCAGCCUGAGCUCAGCUCCUCCUUCGCCCAUUGCACCACCAGAAUUCUAUCCGUCGCCGCCCCCAUCGCAGGAAACAGAGGAGGCUACUAGUAGUGGUGGUGGUGGUGGUGCUGCCGCCCGCAGCCAAGACGACUUGCCGCCUGCUCGGAAGAAGCGUCGGGUGGCCGCCCCCAAGGAACGCUGCACUCAGCAUCUUGACCUAUCGUCGGGCGCAUCUCUCUCCUAUGAUCAGCAGCAAUCGCAGAUCGAUUAUCUCACUAAGACUAUCCGUCGUCAUCGCAAGAUCGUUGUUAUUGCCGGUGCUGGCAUUUCCACCUCUGCAGGAAUUCCCGAUUUUCGCUCCACCGAUGGUCUCUUCAAAACCCUACAAAAGAAACACAACCUUAAAGCUUCGGGGAAGCUCCUUUUUGAUGCUGCGGUGUACCAAGAUGAAACCUUGACCGCUUCUUUCCAGGAUAUGGUGCGGUCGCUCUCGGAGGAGGCUGCCAACACCUCGCCCACCGCGUUCCACCAUAUGCUGGCCCGGUUAGGCCAGGAGAACCGCCUGACGCGUCUGUACACCCAGAACAUCGAUGGGAUCGAGACCUCUAUGCCGCCGCUGGCCACUCAAAUUCCUCUCAACGUCAAAGCGCCCUGGCCGCGCACCAUUCAAUUGCAUGGCAGCCUCGAGAAAAUGGUGUGUCAGAAGUGCCGCCAUUUGAGUAAUUUCGACAGUAGUCUGUUCGAUCGGCCGGAUGCCCCGGAGUGCCCGGAGUGCGUCAUCAACAACCAAUUUCGUAUGGACACGGGCCAGCGAAGUCACGGGAUCGGCAAGAUGCGACCGCGUCUCGUGCUCUACAACGAACACAACCCGGAUGAAGAAGCCAUCACCUCGGUUAUGAACGCAGACAUUCGCUCCCGCCCGGAUGCUUUGAUUGUGGUUGGCACUAGUCUGAAAAUCCCCGGAGUCCGUCGCCUAGUCAAGAGUCUCUGCUCGGUGAUCCGGAGCCGUCGCAAUGGGGUGACCAUGUGGAUCAACAACGAACCCCCCAGCGGGAAAGAAUUUGAGGAUUGCUGGGACUUGAUGGUCAAGGGGGACUGCGAAGAGGUGGCUCGACUCGUCGAUCUGAAGCGCUGGGAUGCUCCAGAGGAGGUAUUUGAUGAGUGCAACCUGUCCGAGGCCGAGCGGGUGAAGGGUGAGCAAGGAGAAGUGGAGAUUGUCAUCCAGACGCCCCGGAAGAAGCAGCGCACGCCUACUGGGUUCCUUACGCCAUCGUCCAGCCACGACGAGGAGACUUCCCAGGAUCUGUCCAAGGCGCUCUCCCGAACCGCCUGUCCUAAUCCCGCCAGCCGCGGCCGGAGUCUGCAAGACGUCCUGCAAGCUUCCAAAACCACUGGAACGAAGCAGGCGGCGCCCAAGAAAAGCGUCCCGAAGAAGCGGACGAGAAAGACGGAACCGGCCAAGAACAACAAGAUCAACAACUUCGGAAAAGUCACCAAGGCGCAGAAGUCCACGGCCGAAGCAGACAAGGCAGUCAAGCUGGACAAGGACGAUAACAAGCCAAUGGUUCCCUUGCCUCCAGGCGCUGCGCGCAACAAUGGCCCGAUGUUUCCUCGCCUGGUGGGUAAGGGCGAGUCGACGCCGCCUCCUCGGAGCAGCGGUCGCUGGCAUCAGGCGGAGACCAUUUCGCCCAAAUCCGUUCCCAACGGGAUGAGCAGUCUCCUUAAUGAGCCGGCUGCGUAA
Molecule: messenger RNA, 1746 nt
Organism: Aspergillus saccharolyticus JOP 1030-1
Lineage: Eukaryota; Fungi; Ascomycota; Eurotiomycetes; Eurotiales; Aspergillaceae
Product: putative SIR2 family histone deacetylase (Hst4)
Exons: 2
Coding region: 1-1746 (581 amino acids)
Biological process (GO): replication-born double-strand break repair via sister chromatid exchange; negative regulation of transcription by RNA polymerase II; regulation of DNA repair
Cellular component (GO): mating-type region heterochromatin
Molecular function (GO): NAD+ binding; histone deacetylase activity, NAD-dependent
Source: RefSeq, a predicted model, not a curated record